Messenger RNA from Sycon ciliatum, 4485 nucleotides. Its product is annotated as ATP-binding cassette sub-family G member 8-like. Gene Ontology annotation, molecular function: ABC-type transporter activity; cholesterol transfer activity; ATP binding. The record is from RefSeq and is a predicted model, not a curated record. Lineage: Eukaryota; Metazoa; Porifera; Calcarea; Leucosolenida; Sycettidae. The transcript has 12 exons. Gene Ontology annotation, cellular component: signaling receptor complex; plasma membrane. Gene Ontology annotation, biological process: cholesterol homeostasis; transmembrane transport; cholesterol efflux. Bases 464 to 3109 code for a protein of 881 amino acids.
UUAUAAGCACUGAGUAAAAUGAACUCCAUGACCACAUUCUCCAAACUAGCAACGUUAUUCCUACCCCCAUUGUCUCAGAAGGUAUCGAUCUCCGAAUAUUCGAACACAUGCCCUUGCAGUAUCCUAUACCAACACCGACCCAAUGCUACUAGUACUACUCAAGGCCGUAGGUGACCUACACCGCCAACGAAGGGGAUAAAUCACCCGUCUUCCAUCUCCUGUGCUGCAUUUCCGUAUUCACCGCCAGCGGGGUAGGUCUAUGACUUCCCUUGCGUUUCUCGCUUUUCCCCAAACCCCUUGCGGCAAGAUCUAACCGAGUCUUUCUUGCUUGUGUUGUAGACAGUAGGUUGUGAUCAACUGGUUACCAAUACCAGCACUGCUGUGCUGCGUGGCAUGGUAUAUCUGCAUGUAUAUUACUAUGUUUUGCAUAUCGCCAUGAUCAGCUGAGGUACUGCACCGGCACAUGCAUUGGACCGCUGUCGUGUGCUACUCUCUCCCGUGGGUCAUUGGACUGUUGCCACGGUGGGCUGACUUGCCCACAAAGCAGGCAACAACGCUGGUACAAAGGUCAGCACAGAUCAUCUGCAUGACUCAGACCAUGGACUUCGACAAACACUCGACCUUUCCGAUGCAACCGAUCUUGGAGGAUGAGUUCGGGCCGUUUUCGGACGACGAUGCAUUUGCUUCACGGCGUCCGUCGCUUCUCGAUCCAUCCAGCUCCUCGGACGGAAGUGGAUCUCAGUGGUUGAGCGACUUUGGUGUGUUUGGAGGUCUGAAGUCGCCGGAGAGCAACUGGGAGCUAGUGGUCGACAAUAUCACCCUGAAAAUUCCCGCCUCUAAAGGUUCCUUUCUUGGACACUUUGCUUCUCGCAUUUGGUCCACUAUUUCUGGUCGCACGGGUAAAGGAAGCAGCCACUCCAGUAGAAUAUGGAAUGUGUCCCAGGAUUCAAGUAACCACGAAGAUUCAAUUCAAGGUAGCAAAACAUCGCUGGAACUACAUAGUCACGUUACAAAUAUCUUGCCAGAAGUUCCUGCGCAGGAGGCGAUGCAAGCGGGCGACGAUGGCAACCAGCUAACGAUGAAAGAUUAUCUGUCGCUCGAUGACCUGGAGACCAACAGCGGCGGCGGUAGCAGCAGCAGCAGCGAAGCAGACAUGGCGGAGAGGGAUGCGCUGUACUCCGUGGAUGAUUAUCUGCGCAUGGAGAAGCGUGGUGAUGACUCGGAUUGGCGAGAGGUCGUUCGAGGUUUAUCCUUCAAGCUACGACCAGGGAAGCUGGUGGCCAUUCUCGGAGCAUCCGGCUCUGGUAAGACAUCACUUCUGGACAUCCUGGCUGGACGAACACCGCCACAGUACAAAGUGCAAGGGCAGCUGAGCAUCAAUGGAAGGAGUAUUGCACACCGCUCCAGGGCACUCAAACAAGCUGUUGGAUACGUUAAACAGAUUGUUCACCUUCUUCCCAGCUUGACAGUCGUGGAGACACUCCAGUUCGCCUCACGACUGAGACUGUCCGUCAGCAUGAGCAAAGAAGACAGAAGAAAGCGGGUUCACGAUGUGAUCCAGAUGGUGGGUCUAAGCUCAUGCACACACCGUACGGUAGGUGGUAGCGAGAACAAGAGUCUCUCUGGUGGACAGCAGAGACUACUGGCCAUUGCUCUGCAGCUGCUUCACCAACCGGGUAUACUGGUGUUAGAUGAGCCAACGUCAGGCUUGGACGCCAGCAGUGCUGAACACAUCUGUAGCACACUGCACCGGGCAUGUGUGCACCAAUCCAAAGCCGUGGUGAUGUCCAUUCACCAGCCCGGUCUUGAGAUCGCACGAUACUUUGACCAUGUGUUGAUCAUGUCGGAGGGCUCUGCUGUGUACAAUGGACCGUCACGGAUGCUGAUAUCAUAUUUUGAGUGGCUCGGAUACCCAUUACCAGAGUACAGCAGUCCGUAUGAUUACUAUGCUGACCUAGCAACACCUGAUAGCCGCACGGAUGAGAGAGACGAGGAGACCCGUGAGCGCAUUGCUCAGCUUCUGGCAGCACAGCAAGCCUAUGCAAAGGGGCUCUGGCUACUUCCUGGAGAACUGGAUAUUGCGCCAAAGAUACCUUCCUUCGUGAUGCAGUACCCGAUAACCAACUUCAGAGUACCGUCAAGAGAAGAUGUGCGGCCUCGGAUACAGCGGCGACACUCCAAUUUCACGUUACUGUCUGCAAUGUCUGAGAAAUCAAUUCUGCCCGGAGAGCCUGACCAGCUGAACUGCAGUGGGCUGCUGAAAUUCUGGAUUCUUCUUGGACGGUGUAUGAAAGAUGAAGUGCGUGGAUACCGGGAUUUCCUGACAAGAAUGCUCCAAGCUGUCAUUCUCUCCGCUCUUCUCGGAAUGGUGUUCUUCCAGUUGGGGACAGGAGCUGCGGACGUGCAAAAUCGCAAAGCUCUCCUCUUCAUCUCACUGUCUCUGUAUCCAUUCAUGAGUGUCUUUGAGACAAUAGCAAAAGUGUCCAGCCAGCAAGCUCUAAUCCAGCAUGACAUCAGAGAAGGUCUCCACACCUACGCUCAGUACAUUGCAGCUGGUACAAUUUCACACGUGCCUGCUAGUGUGUUGCUCUGCGCGGUAUUCGCCAUUCCACAACGACUUAUGGCAUCACAGAGCUCAGCGAUGCUGGCCUGGGUGGCAUACAUCAUGUUGCUGUUGCUCCACUUGCUUACCUCACAAAUGAUGGCCCUGAGCACCUUGGUAUUCACUCAGUCCCCCGAGUAUGCAGCUUUGAUAGCCAACCUUAUCUACACAGGCUGGAUAAUGGUGUCGGGAUACGUCAUCAACAUCAAUGACCUGAGUACUUGGAUUAGGUGGAUGACAUGGACCAGCCCGCUCAGGUAUGCAUACCAGGGGACUGUUAUCACCGAACUGGACGGCGUGAUGUUCCAGCACUCCACGUUGAAUGUGGGGGGAAAUGCUACAGCGACGAGGGCACUGCGACACACGACCAGCGGUUCGCAGCACCUUGCCUCGCUGACGUUCGGCUCCUUGUCACUGAGCCAGUGCAGUGCACUGCUGUGCGCACUCUGGGCAUGCUCACUGUGCUCUGUGUUCAUCGCUGUGAGAGUGAGACGAACGGCCGUAUGACCUAGCCAGACGAGUAACCAUGGUUUCUGUGGUGCGGCCUAUCAGCAUUGACGGACCCGUGAGCAAGUAGAUCCGGAGCAAAGCUGAUGCCAUUCUCUUAUGCUUAGAAGUUAGAAGUGCUGAGUUACAGUCAGUGGACCUGAGUGAUUACUAGUUUGUAACAAGCAUCUUAUACCAAUCACAGAACAUGAUAUCACUGACCUGACACAACAACAAAAAGCAAAGUGGUUACCAGUAGAUCUACAUGUGUGUGGAGAAACACGUGUUGUUACGGCACCGUUCUCAACCUUAAUUUUGAAUCACCAGGCUGUUAGUAUCAUGUAACUCACAAUUCCGGCCCUUGAGCAGCUCCAAAAGUUCCUUUCCUGGAAUCCGGCUAUGAAUUGGCUGUUGUGUGAAUGCCAUGAGCACUACAUCGGCAUUGAGAGAUGCUGGAAGCGGGUUUUUUUUGUUUUUUUGUUUUUUUUUGUUUUGUUUUUGUUCUCAUGCAACUGCAAACCAGUCAUGUCAAGGGUCUGGUGCGGCAAACCUCACCACUCAUAACCUGAUAUAUAAUACCGGUAUAGGAGUAGCGAAAAUCGGACGGCAUUGUACACAGUGAAAAUUCAGUAAAAAGUACUCCGGAUAUAAUCAAGAGGCUAUGUACAUGUACUCUUGAUAUAACACUAUGGGAUAUGAACUAUGAAGCACAAAUUUUGAGGACCCAUAUAGUGCUCUACCAGUUAUUUGACCUUGGUUAUACAGUGCAUUGGUUGUAAAGUAAGGACUUGGCAUGGUCCUUUGAGGUACGUUACAUUGAAGUUUCCCUAUAAUGAUUACUGUGGAGUACCGGACCAGUGUUCGAGUCUGCCUUGUUCGUUCUGCCAAUGUGUCAUGCAAGAAAUGUCUUCUCCCUGCAUAAUCGGAACGUUUUUGCAAAUUGUCUGUCCAUGUGAAAAUGGGUUGCCCAUCUUGUGUAGCUUUCCACUACGUGGUUCGCGGCUGUAGUUAUUAUGGUGGGAGAUCUGCGCCAAGCCAAUGCUGGAUUGCUCGGGAGCCUAGAUAAGACGCUCUGCAGAGCCUGCGAGCCAUUGCCUAUGACAGACCCGCAUGGCGUGGUCUAUGCAUGAAGAUCUGUGCAUUGUGAUAUUCCGACAGAUCCUGAAACAGUCAAACCCAGGAAAUAGCACUUUUAUUAUCACUCGGGCUGCAAUAUUCAUAAUUAUAGACAUAUUCAUAAAUGACAUAUCUUCAAUACCCAUGAGCUACAUUGUAUAUACUUGUAUUAUGAUAUAAUUAUCAUAAUUAUAUCAUCAUUCUAGCUCAAUUUUUUCCCCUGUCAUAGUCCUGUUUAUCAUGUUCAGCAUAAGCGAAGUUUUGAAUCAUGCUUGCAUGGU